ACGGGGACAGCGACUCGCACACACAGAGGGCCUCAGCACAGACACGAAUAUUCACACAGAGACUCACACGAAUAUUCACACACAGAGACUCACACGAAUAUUCACACAGAGGCUCACACGAAUAUUCACACAGAGACUCACACGAAUAUUCACACAGAGACUCACGAAUAUUCACACAGAGACUCACACGAAUAUUCACACACAGAGACUCACACGAAUAUUCACACACAGAGACUCACACGAAUAUUCACACAGAGACUCACACGAAUAUUCACACACAGAGACUCACACGAAUAUUCACACAGAGGCUAACACGAAUAUUCACGCACAGAGACACAGGGAAUCUUGAUUGACUCACACACAGCGGGACAUAACAAACACAUAGAGACUCGGCUCAUGCAGAGAUACAGAAACUCGAACAUAGUGUAAUGCACGGAGAUACAAAGUAAUACAGUCUUAACACAGACUGAUGCAUAGACAGUUUAAUGCAACAGACGGACUUAAUACAUAGCCAUCGUGAGUUUCAUACAUUGAGUGUUCGGUUUAGUCACAAAGACGCCGAGACACCCAGGCGUGGGACAAGAAGACACUAAAGACAUCACCAGGAGGCUGUGGUGUCCUGGAAAACCAGAAACCCACUCCGAUCAAGAUGAGAGCUUGAACAACAAACCAUGUAGACUUGAGCUAAAGUGUAUCAUUACAGACAAGAAAACAAACUGAGAAAGUACAAACUAAGAGAAGGGGACGCUUCGACACAUUUGUUUUUGAUUGCGUCUUCCACUUGGAAAUCAUCAAUCUCUCAACGCUUCAGAUGAACCCUACAAUGUCUCAUACGAGUCCAGAACAGACCUCCUCGACAAUGGGCCGACUGGACUGGAGUGCCUUGGUCGCGUUUGCCAGCCCGUGGCUGCAGGGCCCGCUGAGCACCCACUCGUGGGUGAGCCUGGUGGCGCGGGGCGCCGUGCUGUUUGCCGUGGGCGUCUUCCUCGCGCUGGUGCUCAACCUGCUGCAGAUCCAGCGCAACGUCACGCUCUUCCCACCCGACGUCAUCGCCAGCCUCUUCUCCUCCGCGUGGUGGGUGCCGCUCUGCUGCGGCACUGCAGCAGUUGUCAUUGGGCUGCUGUACCCCUGCAUCGAUAGACGCCUGGGGGAGCCUCACAAAUUCAAGCGCGAGUGGUCGAGCGUAAUGAGGUGUGUCGCCGUCUUCGUUGGAAUCAACCACGCCAGUGCCAAAGUGGACUUUGCCAACAACAUCCAGCUGUCGCUGACGCUGGCCGCCCUGUCCAUCGGCUUGUGGUGGACAUUUGACAGAUCGCGGAGUGGCUUUGGCCUUGGCAUUGGCAUCGCCUUCCUUGCGACGCUGGUCACGCAGUUGCUGGUCUACAACGGAGUGUACCAGUACACAUCUCCAGACUUCCUCUACGUGCGCUCCUGGCUGCCGUGUAUAUUUUUUGCAGGAGGAGUCACAAUGGGGAACAUCGGCCGGCAGCUCGCAAUGUACGAACGUCAGCUGACUCACGAGAAGCUGCACCAGGAGUGAAAGGAUGGUUGGUGUCAGCCACGAAGCUUCGUGCACAACGGAGGCGAGGGGAAAGCGUGGAGAGAGACAGAGAAGAGAGAGGGGGGUGAUCCCAUCGGGAGUCGGUCCCAGAAGAGCGUGAAUCUCCAGUACGGCUGCACAGUGGGUUUCGAGUUGGAUACUGAGUUAACCACGUGGGAAGAGCUGUGUGUGUAUAGGGCGGUGUAUGCUAGCGUGACGCACGCCGCCACGUUGCAGUGAGCAAUGCAAACCCAAUAUGAAAAGCGACACAUUUGCCAACAGCUUGUUGAUACGUAGACAGUAAUUAAGUGGUAUACACAGGUCACUUCCGAGUACAUUUUAAGAAUGUGGCCAUCUUUUUACAUGAACGGUGUUGUUUUGUUGAUAUCCGAUCAUGCGAGGUACGAUGCCAAUGAUGAAAUCGUAGAUCUUGCUCAAAGCAUCCAGUAUUUGUAACACCUUUCAGAGUUCAUCAGUAGGUGUUAGAGUUGGUUAGAGAACUCUGAUCAGUUUUCUUUAUACGGAAGUAUUCGUGUCAGUUGAGUUUCAUAACAAAUCAACUGUAAAGGUAUUUCAUUUUUUACUUUUAAUUUUAGCAUGUGCGAUUACCGGAGGAAAUGUGUACAUUGCAGUUAAAAUGUAAUGCACCAUUUUGAAAUGAACAACAUAAAAGUAAAUGUAUUGAUGCUUCAAUGGUUGAUCAAGAAACUCAAUUCAAAUUGUGGUUGUUUUAAGCAUUUGCUAUUCAACUGCAAGCAACCACAACUUAUCAGAACGUGAGACGAUUAGAAAUCGCGUGCCCCUGUGCAUAUCCCAGCAUGAAGCUAUACAUUUGGAAAAGUAAUAGCUAAAUUGACGUAGGUUUUUAUCCAACAGUUACAAAAUAAUUGGCAAAAGUGGGACAUGUUGAAAGGAAUUCGACAAUUUCCAUUCACCCUUUAUGUUUUUGUAAAUACAGAGGUUGUGCCUUUUGUGAAUUCUCAGGGCAUAUCCAAAAUACUCUUUGGUUUUUUUCAAAUCUAGAACAUAUCCAACAUAUUUCGUUAUAGCUCCUGUUAACUUAUCGUUUGGAAUGCAUACACAUCGACCGUUCCCUAUCCUCAUGAUCGGAGAGGGACCUUGUCCAGUCUGGAACGUGCGAAAGAAACACAGGUUCGUUAACGAAUGACAAAGCCCAAGAAACAACUGGGUUCUGUUUAGUUUCUAUGUCAGAGCAGGGUGUCGGUCCACAGAGAUGCUGCUGUGGAAAUCCACUUUGUGUGAGAAUAAUAACGUGCCAGUGCACCCCCAGAAGCCCAUUUACUGGUUCGAGGUGGAUUUGUGACCGUUAUGAGCUCCACAGAUCCUGAGCUCCAUUCACUAAACAUGAAUUUUCUCUUCCCCCCCCCCCCCCCCCCCGCUUAGUGAUGCUUAUCAUGAUGUUGCCGUGAGUUAGAGGGGCAACACCUUGUGAACGAAGGUUAUGGCCUUCAGCGUAGCUGCGAGUCAGCAUUGAGGCCGCACAGGUGGCUUAUUGUGCAUGUGUGCAUGGUGCGGUGAAUGAAUCGGGACUCCCUGAAGUCCGAUUAGAAGUCAAUUGAUAUGGUUUGGUGGCAAUAAUACCAGACAGAGGAGAGUAAUCCCCACGUGGCAGUUGUAUGCACAAGCAUAGAGCUACAAAAUAGCAGCUAUCUUGCUUACGGGUUGUCUUCCUUUAAACGAAACCUCAUUCGUGUUAAUCAUUACGGCUGGCUCCAGGCAACCGAUCUAACACUCUUAUUCUUAUUUAAAAUCCGCUACGGUGUAUGUUGUCACUCCAAAAUGAACAAUGUUCUGAGUAUUUUGCCAUUUGCAGCCUACUGGUUUGUUGAUUCUAUACCUUCUUGACACUCGGUAUUUGUGGAUUACCUCUGUAAGUAGACUGCAACAGAUGUCCCUUGCCUCUUGCUGCUAUGCUACUGCAAUACAUGUUAAGGUGCACAGCACACACGUGCAUCCCUUCCGUUAAGAAUACUUGAACGUGACCUGAAUAUUCAGAGAUUUAAGUAAUUGUGCAAAUGUUUAGCUUUGACUAUUGAGAUCCUCUCAGAGAAUCUGUAUCUUAAACGUUUUAAGUGCAAUACUAGCAGACGAUAUGCAUCCACGCCUGCGUAAAACUAUAACACAAUCUUCAUCUAUAACUAUAUAGGUCUUUUUUGACUACCUAGAGGAAAAAAAGAAGUGGCUGAUUGGCUUUUGUAAAUAAAAAAUAAAUAUCACUUGUGUAUUGAUAACCUUACGUGUGUCAAAUAUAUUAAUUUGUUAAAAUAUUCAUGCGAGCUAUUGGUUGUUUGAAUGUUGAUGUGAUAUUUCUUACAUGCUUGCUGGAAUUUGCUUUCUCUGUGCAUUGAUGUAGGGUGUGAAAAUUGCGUUACCCCCGUCUCGAGGAAAUAUCUCUUACAUAUAAAAAGAAAUAUCAUAAGACACACGGAAACUCUUGAAAUGUCUUAUCUAACACACAUAAAACAUUACUACAAGUGAUGGAAACUCCCAAGGUUAACAGGAGGUGUCCUGUGGAGAAAAUGGCUUCCUUAGGAAUGUGGAAUUUACACCGCUAGCUCGAGUCUCCGCAUUGGAAAUGUGUGCUGCCCCAUUACGUGGGCAGGCAGACUCGUCAAGUUUAAUUCUGCAAUCGCUUGUCCGAUGUUAUUUUAGAGUCCGUGCCAAAAACGACCUGUUAUAAGGCUAAUUCAAGCUGAUUAUUUUAUUGUCUGGGUAUAAAUGUUGCACCUCUUGAAAUCAUACUCAAGCAAUGUGACCUUGAGUGUGCACGAUGAAGUUCAAGAGUGGAGGCCCUGGACAAGUGUUAUAAAAAAUAAUAACAACCCAACAUGGGUAGAUGAGAUUAUCUGGCCAUGGCACUCAAUCAGUGUUUACACUGGAGAGUUAAUUCUGAAUAAAUGCUCAGAUUAGAACAAAAUCAAGAGUUUAAUAACACUCCCUUGUGUGAACACCGCUGAUGCGCUUCUUGGCCUUGCUUAAAGGGCAAUACUCUACAAAACAAACGUGUACAAUCUUCUUAGAAUGACAUCACAAACAUCCGAGGGGCCAGUUGAAUGCAGCACGUAAUAUUUGUAUUACAUUUUUAACUAUUCUCAAUGUAUUCCAAACUGUUCGGCCACAUUUAGCAAAUGUAUAAGUGAGUUCAUUAAAUAAAUAUUGCGUUUCCUUGAACCGGCAAAA
Messenger RNA from Lethenteron reissneri (Far Eastern brook lamprey), 4741 nucleotides. Its product is annotated as insulin-induced gene 2 protein-like. Lineage: Eukaryota; Metazoa; Chordata; Hyperoartia; Petromyzontiformes; Petromyzontidae. The record is from RefSeq and is a predicted model, not a curated record. Gene Ontology annotation, biological process: SREBP-SCAP complex retention in endoplasmic reticulum; cholesterol biosynthetic process; SREBP signaling pathway. Gene Ontology annotation, cellular component: SREBP-SCAP-Insig complex; endoplasmic reticulum.